AUGUGCGAUCCUAUACAGGUGUCGCCUCCAAUCCCAUACACUCCGAGGGACGAGGAUUUCUACGUCCCAGAUGUGCAGGCGGGAAUUCACAGACCAAACGUUGACCUUCUCAGGCACCACUUCUGGAAUGAAGGCCGCUUGACUGAACAGCAAGCCCUGUUCAUCUUGGGCCAAACAACCGCAAUGCUGAGCAGAGAGCCUAAUAUGCUGCAUGUGGAAGGCCCCGUUACAGUGUGCGGGGAUAUACAUGGUCAAUACUACGAUCUCAUGAAGGUUUUCGAAGUGGGAGGUUCCUUCGCGGAGAACAACUAUUUAUUUCUGGGAGAUUAUGUCGACCGAGGGUACUUCGGGAUUGAGUGUCUUCUGUAUUUAUACGCCCUCAAAUUGUGGUAUCCGACCCGUCUUUCCCUCAUAAGAGGAAAUCACGAGUGUCGGCACCUAACAGAGUACUUCACAUUCAAGCGUGAGUGCUUGCACAAGUACUCUGCGACGGUGUACGAAGCGUGCAUCCAGUCGUUCCAAGCACUCCCGGUAACGGCACUGAUUGAAGGCAAGUUCUUCUGCGUGCACGGCGGGAUCUCGCCGGAGCUGAUGCGUCUGGAGGACAUUGAGAAGAUCGAUCGCUUUGUCGAACCAGCGUCGGUUGGCCUGCUGUGUGAUCUCCUGUGGGCGGACCCGAUACCUAAUUUCGGGCAUGAGGGACUACCGCCGGGACAUUCGUUCAUCGCAAACCAUACCCGGGGAUGCAGCUAUUACUACACUUAUGACGCGGCAUGCCAGUUCCUGGAGAGAAACAACCUGCUCGGUAUCUUCCGUGGGCACGAGGCGCAAGACGCUGGAUACACCAUGUAUCGGAAGACAGCGUCGAAGAAGUUUCCAUCCGUGAUCACUGUGUUCAGCGCGCCAAACUACCUCGACGCGUAUCAUAACCGCGCUGCGGUAAUCAAGUACAAGAAUAAGAGCAUCACGAUCCGGCAGUACAAUGCGUCGUCGCACCCAUAUUGGCUGCCCAACUUCAUGGACGCAUUCACGUGGUCGCUGCCGUUCGUCGGCGCGAAGAUCACGGAGAUGCUACUCGCCAUUUUAUCAGUGUGCUCGGACCGCGAGCUCGAGGACGAGGACGAAGCCCGCAUGGCCGUAAGCCACGUCCAUCCGAGCGAGCGCAGGCAGGAGAUCAAGAACAAGAUUCUGGCUGUGGGGAAGAUGCAACGUGUCUUCCAGCUCUUACGACAAGAGGCGGAGAGUGCAACGGAGCUAUCGCCCACGGGCGAGCUCUCAUCUGCGCCAUGGCCUGGCGGCUUUGCCGCACCACCAGCUCCGUCUCCAGAUGCGCUCGGUGUCCAGACCACGCACAUGCGGCGGUACAUCCGCUCGUUUGACGACGCGCGGCGGUCUGAUAUGCUGAAUGAGCGGCUGCCGCAGUACGCGCAUGCGGGUAUCCCACUGAUCCCCGUGCCUAGUAUGCGGCUCGCUGGCCUCGCACAUGGCGAGGACGGUGUGGAGGAGCAGUCUAUGGAAGCGCUGAUACGCAGAGCGCUGGAAGAGGAAGGCGUUGGUGACGGCGGUGUGGUGGAACGGUUGGCAGAGCGGAUUGCGAGGGGCAGACGAUCUUCAGGCAGACCGAAGGCACUGAGGCGAAUCGAAACGGCGCCUUGA
This is a messenger RNA of Postia placenta MAD-698-R-SB12, 1656 nucleotides long. RefSeq lists its product as hypothetical. Gene Ontology annotation, biological process: fungal-type cell wall organization; calcineurin-mediated signaling. Lineage: Eukaryota; Fungi; Basidiomycota; Agaricomycetes; Polyporales; Adustoporiaceae. The transcript is spliced from 10 exons. Gene Ontology annotation, molecular function: calmodulin-dependent protein phosphatase activity; calmodulin binding. The coding region runs from base 1 to 1656 and encodes 551 amino acids. Gene Ontology annotation, cellular component: calcineurin complex; cytoplasm. The record is from RefSeq and is a predicted model, not a curated record.